AUGGAAGAGUCACAUGGGAAUGGAAAUGAAGGUGUGUCACUAGAAAAGCUGUGCCACAAUGAUCCCUUAAACUGGGUUUUUGCGGCUGAGUCAUUGAAAGGAAGCCAUUUGGAUGAAGUGAAAAGAAUGGUUAAUGAAUAUCGAAAGCAGGUGGUGAAGCUGGGGGGUGAGACACUGACCAUAGCACAAGUGGCUGCAGUGGCGGCUCGUGAUGAUGGAGUCAUAGUUGAGCUGAGUCAGUCGGCAAGGGCUGGUGUUAAAGCAAGCAGUGAUUGGGUUAUGGACAGCAUGAAUAAAGGAACAGAUAGUUAUGGAGUUACUACUGGUUUUGGUGCAACUUCACAUAGAAGGACCAAGCAAGGAGCUGCCUUACAAAAGGAGCUCAUCAGAUUCUUGAAUGCUGGAGUCUUUGGCAGUGGCACAGAAUCUUGCCAUACAUUGCCACAUACAGCAACAAGAGCGGCUAUGCUAGUGAGAAUAAACACACUCCUCCAGGGCUACUCAGGCAUUAGAUUUGAGAUCCUGGAGGCCAUCACAAAGCUACUAAAUCACAACAUUACUCCAUGCUUGCCUCUGCGUGGCUCAAUUUCUGCUUCGGGGGAUUUAGUCCCUUUUUCAUACAUUGCUGGACUUCUUACAGGGCGGCCAAAUUCCGAGGCUAUUGGUCCCAAAGGAGAAGCCCUAGAUGCCAAGGAAGCCUUUCACCUUGCAGGCAUUAAUGGUGGAUUUUUUGAGUUACAGCCUAAAGAGGGUCUGGCACUAGUUAAUGGGACGGGAGUUGGUUCUGGCUUGGCUUCUAUAGUUCUGUUUGAGGCAAACAUUUUGACAGUCUUAUCGGAAGUUUUGUCAGCAAUAUUUGCUGAGAUUAUGCAAGGAAAGUCAGAGUUUACAGAUCAUUUGACUCAUAAGCUGAAGCACCAUCCUGGCCAGAUUGAGGCUGCAGCUAUUAUGGAACACAUUCUGGAUGGAAGUGCAUUUGUUAAGGCAGCACAAAAGUUGCAUGAAAUUGAUCCCUUGCAAAAACCUAAGCGAGAUCGAUAUGCUCUUCGUACUUCCCCACAAUGGUUAGGCCCACAAGUUGAAGUAAUUCGAUCAUCAACAAAGUCCAUUGAAAGGGAGAUUAAUUCGGUGAAUGAUAAUCCAUUGAUUGAUGUGUCAAGAAACAAGGCCUUACAUGGCGGAAAUUUUCAGGGUACUCCUAUUGGUGUCUCUAUGGAUAACACAAGAUUAGCAAUAGCCUCAAUCGGAAAACUCAUGUUUGCUCAAUUCUCUGAGCUUGUUAAUGAUUUCUACAACAAUGGGUUGCCAUCAAAUCUGUCAGGUGGUAGGAAUCCAAGCUUAGAUUAUGGGUUCAAGGGUGCUGAGAUAGCUAUGGCAGCGUAUUGCUCAGAGCUCCAAUUUCUUGCUAAUCCCGUUACCAAUCAUGUUCAGAGUGCAGAGCAACACAACCAAGAUGUGAAUUCGUUGGGGCUAAUCUCAGCCAGGAAAACAGCUGAAGCUGUUGACAUCUUAAAGCUGAUGUCUUCAACAUACAUGAUUGCGCUCUGUCAGGCUAUAGAUUUGAGGCACCUCGAGGAGAACUUGAAGAACGCAGUAAAGAACACAGUGAACCAAGUCGCCAAAAUAGUCCUAACCAUGGGGACAAACGGGGAGCUUCACCCUUCAGGAUUCUGUGAGAAGGAUUUGCUUAAGGUGGUCGAUCGUGAGCAUGUUUUUGCAUAUGUUGACGAUCCAGGUAGUGCAACUUACCCACUUAUGCAAAAGCUGAGGCAAGUCCUGGUAGAACACGCCUUGACAAACAAUGAUGAUUUGAAUAAAGCAAAUGCUUCAAUCUUUCUUAAGAUUGGCGCUUUUGAGGAGGAAUUGAAGACAGUCUUGCCAAAGGAACUUGAAAAUGCAAGAAUUACUUUUGAAAGUGGUAAUCCAGAAAUCCCAAACAAGAUUAAAGAAUGCAGGUCCUACCCCUUGUACAAGUUUGUGCGAGAAGCCUUAGGUACAGAGUUUUUAACAGGAGAGAAAGUGAGAUCACCAGGUGAAGAAUGUGAUAAAGUAUUUGUCGGAAUGUGUGAGGGAAAGUUGAUUGAUCCGCUGCUCGAAUGUCUCAAGGAUUGGGAUGGUUCUCCUCUUCCAACAUGUUAAGAAUCCCUCCCCUCUGUCGUAUUAAAACAUUGUUUUUCAAAGCUUAUUACAUUAUAAGGAAAAUUUCAGUAUCAAUACAAAUAAGACUUUAAGAAAGGGUGAAAAAGAAUAAAUGGACUGGCAGACCUGAUUUGUGAUGUCAAAGAUGUUUGUUUGUAUGUUUUUUCUUAUUUUCCAUUUCUUUUACCAUUUUUUUUCGUUUGUCAAAUCUGUAUUUCGAGGAUAUUUAUGUAAAGCAUGAAAUCUACCGCAUCCUAGUUUCAUCAACUUCAUUUCACCGGUAGGAUUUGGUUUCGAUGAUAAAAACAGAGUAUGCUGAUUCACCACUUUUUGAUAUUUAGGUUUUUCUCAGCAACAGACCAAUAAGAGGGUAUAGAAGGUACGAGUCAAUAAAUUGUGCAUAUUAGGUACUAAUUAUAUGGUGUUUGACCAGCAUUCUUGACAAUGGUAGUUUCCUGGGC
This is a messenger RNA of Durio zibethinus, 2600 nucleotides long. Its product is annotated as phenylalanine ammonia-lyase-like. Gene Ontology annotation, molecular function: ammonia-lyase activity. The record is from RefSeq and is a predicted model, not a curated record. Gene Ontology annotation, cellular component: cytoplasm. Gene Ontology annotation, biological process: L-phenylalanine catabolic process. NCBI's taxonomy places the organism in Eukaryota, Viridiplantae, Streptophyta, Magnoliopsida, Malvales, Malvaceae.